Molecule: messenger RNA, 1240 nt
Organism: Nicotiana attenuata
Lineage: Eukaryota; Viridiplantae; Streptophyta; Magnoliopsida; Solanales; Solanaceae
Product: gibberellin 2-beta-dioxygenase 7-like
Exons: 2
Coding region: 112-1071 (319 amino acids)
Molecular function (GO): dioxygenase activity
Source: RefSeq, a predicted model, not a curated record
GGUUAACCUUAGUACUGGUACUCUUUCCAAGAUAUACCAGCCCUUCUAUUAAGUACAGAAACAAAACUGAAGAAACUAACUUAUCUAUCUGCUGAUCAUUACUUGUUGAGCAUGUCUGAAUCUCAGACUUCUGUAAAACUUCCCAUUUUCGACAUCUCGAGGCCUUUUAGUUCAUCUUCCCUUAAGUCCCUUUCUUUAGCUUGUAAAGAAUGGGGUUUCUUUCACAUCCGCAACCAUGGAAUUCCAAAAGAUUUAUGCAGACAACUUCAUUUCCUUUCUAACCAGACUUUCAGUCUUCCUUCUGAUGUAAAGCUGAAAGCUGGACCAUUAUCAAAUAUAAGAACCUACACUCCCCACUUCAUUGCUUCCCCUUUCUUUGAGAGCCUGAGGGUGUCUGGACCUGACUUCUUUGCCUCUGCACAAAGCACUUGCCAUGCCCUCAUCAACCAGCCAAUUCUUGAGUUCAGUCAUGCAAUGGAGGUGUAUGGGAGGAAAAUGGAAGAACUGUCCAAAAGCAUUGUUGAGGUCAUACUGAUGAGCUUAGGCCCUGAAUUUGAGCAGAAAUUUGCAUCUGAAUUCAAGAACUGUCAUGGCUAUCUAAGAGUAAACAACUACACUCCACCCGAAUUCACGACAAAUGUACAAGAGGAAGAAGAAGUUGAAGGGCUAGGCAUGCACACUGAUAUGAGCUGUAUAACAAUAGUGUAUCAAGAUGAAGUUGGUGGUCUUCAAGUUAGAUCCAAAGAAGGCAAGUGGAUGGAUAUUGAUCCUUGUCAAGACACUCUUGUUGUGAAUGUUGGUGAUCUUUUGCAGGCUUGGAGUAAUGGGAAAUUGAGGUCAUCUGAGCACAGAGUUGUCCUAAAAGAGCCUAUAAGUCGAUUUUCGAUUGCUUUCUUUUGGUGUUUUGAAGAUGAGAAACUGAUUGUUGCCCCGAAAGAGAUUGUUCGUAGUGAAAAUUUGAGAGUCUAUAAGCCUUUUGUUUGUGCUGAUUAUUUGAGGUUUAGAGAAAGCAAUGAGAAAGGUAAGUUUGAGAAAGUUGGUUUCACAGUAAAACAUUUCGCAGGUAAAUAAUUACUAUCUUUAUUAUAGCAUUCUCUUCUUCCCAUUGAUGUGUCUCCAGGUGAUAACAAUAUUUUAUUUUGAUAAGUGAGGUUAAAAACAUUUUUAGUAUACUUGAAGCUGAAUUUGCCGUUCUUCUUUUCAAAGUCUUAAAUUAUUAUUUACUUUUUUUUUUCCAGUA